Molecule: messenger RNA, 2487 nt
Organism: Cyprinodon variegatus (sheepshead minnow)
Lineage: Eukaryota; Metazoa; Chordata; Actinopteri; Cyprinodontiformes; Cyprinodontidae
Gene: slc35f3b
Product: solute carrier family 35 member F3
Exons: 7
Coding region: 338-1624 (428 amino acids)
Biological process (GO): transmembrane transport
Cellular component (GO): membrane
Molecular function (GO): transmembrane transporter activity
Source: RefSeq, a predicted model, not a curated record
CACCGGGCUUCCAGAUAGGAGGUGAUCUGUGGACGGACGUGCUUUGGGAAACUAAUUAGUUCGUGACGUGAGCCAAUUGCAGCAAAAACCCAAGUAUUCGUGAAGGAGAUUGCAGCCCGGACGCCCUGAGUGAGGCAGAUUUGGGGAAGGAAGGAGGGAGAAGGUUGGGGAAGGAGGAGGGGAAAUAUUUUGAAGCAAAGGAGUCGGGUGGUUACGAGGGGACAGAGAGCUGGGGACCGACUGUGGGGUCCCAUCGAGAGGUCUGGAGUCUGCACCGAACCAGCUUCAGGGAUGUAGUCGAACCGGCGUGGAGCUCAGCCCAUCCGAGCUCAUUAUCAUGAAGAAGCACUCAGCCAGGGUUGCACCGCUGUCCGCCUGCAACAGUCCGGUGCUGACGCUCACCAAAGUGGAAGGAGAAGACCGGACCAGAGAGAAUGUGGUGGGCUCCACAGAUGCUCAGUCAACCACUGCAGCUGGGACAGAGUCUGGCCCCAGCAGGCGAAGGCUACACUGUUGCAUCAGAGUAACAGCCGUGCAGGUGCGGAAGGCCCUGUGGGGGGUCGCGAUGGUGAUGUGCGUGUGCUCGUCCUGGGCGGGCUCCACCCAGCUGGCCAAGCUGACCUUUAAGCAUUUUGAUGCCCCCUUCACGCUCACGUGGUUCGCCACCACUUGGAACUGCCUCUUCUUUCCGGUCUACUACAUCGGCCAUUUGUGCAAGAGUCCGGAGAGGCAGACGCCCAGGCAGAGAUUAAGGGAGUGCUGCAGGUUUUUUGGGGAUGAGGGACUGACCCCGAAAGUGUUCUUCACCAAGGUAGCUCCAUUUGGCCUGCUGUGGAUCCUCACCAACUACCUGUACCUGCAGGCCCUCAGGAAGAUUAACACCACAGAUGUUUCUGCACUUUUCUGCUGUAACAAGGCCUUCGUGUUUCUGCUAUCUUGGAUUGUACUCAGAGACCGCUUUAUGGGGGUCAGGAUAGUAGCAGCUAUCUUGGCCAUAGCUGGCAUCGUCAUGAUGACCUAUGCUGAUGGGUUUCACAGCCACUCAGUCAUCGGCAUUACUCUGGUCGUGGCGUCUGCUUCAAUGUCAGCACUCUACAAGGUGCUUUUCAAGAUGGUCCUGGGCAGUGCCAAAUUUGGAGAAGCUGCACUCUUCCUGAGCAUUGUAGGAAGUGCCAACGUUGUCUUCAUCAGCUUCGUGCCAGUUAUCCUGUAUUUCACUCAUGUGGAGUACAUAGGCUCACUUGCAGAUAUCCCCUGGGCCUACCUCUGUGGAGUUGCAGCCUUGCUUUUCGCUUUUAACAUCCUAGUGAACUUUGGCAUUGCAAUAACCUACCCAACAUUAAUUUCCAUUGGCAUUGUCCUAAGUGUCCCUGUGAACGCAAUGGUUGACCUCUACACCUGUGACAUCAAAUUCAACACGGUGCGCCUCAUUGCUGUGUUCAUCAUCUGCUUGGGUUUCCUCAUGCUGCUGCUACCGGAGGACUGGGACCAGUGUAUCAUCCGGCUCACUACGAGGCUGCGCAAAAGAGACGACCCGGCUGAGGCUGCCGCUGAAACAAAUGCCAAUGGUGGCCUCAACUGGAGAGGAAGAGGCAGGACCUCCCUGUCAACAUACGCACGUUGACUCCAUCAUAACCAAAGUGGGGACAUUAAGACAUCUGACCUGGCUAGGGGCCUACAUUGAGCUUUGCAAAGCUGGUAUUGGUUGGGACCGAUAUCAGAAUAUUUAUCAAAGGGCGAGAGAUGCAAGAGGCUUAGAUUGUAUAAGAUAUGAUCACAUUCUCAUGGCUUUCUUUCUUUAAAAGUUUUCAGAUCUGACUAAAGUUUCACCAUUUCUUACCCUUUAAAUUGUUCUGUUGUUUAUCAUAUCCUGAGAAGACUUACCAGCUUGCCUGAUCAAUUCCAGUAACAAGAGAAAUGAAAGCGGUGCAUUUACUCGCACUGAUCCAAAGAAAAAUGGCUGAGAACAAAGGAAAGCCCAUCAGUUUCCAUCUUACGAUGAAAACAUGCCUUUUCUCUGCUCUACAUAGCUUGACUGGCCAGGGACUUGUGGGCCUGAUGGGCUCUUUUGGUGUAAAAAGGAUCAAAGUAACAAUCAAAGCUAAAAACCCAUAUUUUUGAACCCCCCCCACAAUGUGUGUUUUCAUAAGGCUACACAUCUACAGUCUUUACUGGCAUCAUAAGGCCAUUAUGGGAUAAUAAUGGCCUUUUUUAUUGGUAAUUGGAGAAAUUUCUCCAAUUUCUCCAACAACAAACAUUCUCCUGUAUUUAUUAAUGAUUUAUUGUGAUAGACAAACAAGAACUUGAGCAAAAAUUGUAAAGUGGAAGGAAAAGGGUAAUGGGUUUCAAUUUAAUCUAAAAAGUGCGGAGUGUAUUUGUGUUAAGAUGUCCUUUGAUUCAAAACUGUACAAUUCUUGUUCAAGUCUUUCCAAAAUACCAAGACUAAGUGAACCAGGCUGGACGCUUAAUGUCUUUGAAGGUUUAUUG